This is a messenger RNA of Rhizophagus irregularis DAOM 181602=DAOM 197198, 492 nucleotides long. RefSeq lists its product as uncharacterized. The record is from RefSeq and is a predicted model, not a curated record. NCBI's taxonomy places the organism in Eukaryota, Fungi, Glomeromycota, Glomeromycetes, Glomerales, Glomeraceae.
AUGACUAUUUCACCUGAACUUAAACUUUUUAUAUCAGAUAAUAUUGAUUUACUUCCACGAGAGAUUUACAAGCGGCUUGUUGAACGUGGUUUAGACCUUAAUAUUCGUCAAAAACAGAUACAUUAUUGGUGGACAGCAAUUGGGCAGCAUAGAUACAAACGAGAUGAAGAUCCUUUUAUUUCUGCUCAAAAAUGGCUUAAAGAAGAUUCAUAUCAUGUUAUAUUUCAAAAAAAUUGUCCAAAUUCCCUUGGUUUUUUAACAGAAUUAUGGAAUGUGUUGAAGAAUUCUCAAUUCAAAAUACAUGAAAUUGGAGUUGAUGCUACAUAUAAUACGAAUAAUUUAAAGUUUGAGUUGUAUGUAGUACAUGCUGAAAUCGAUGGCAUGGGAUUUCCAUUGGCAUAUUUGUUCAUGGAGAAUAAUGGAAAUUGCGGCAAUGGAAUACGUACUGGAAUCUUAAUUGACUUCCUGAUACAACUAAAAGAACGGGAUUAG